This is a messenger RNA of Colletotrichum orchidophilum, 591 nucleotides long. RefSeq lists its product as uncharacterized. The record is from RefSeq and is a predicted model, not a curated record. The annotation marks the transcript as partial. NCBI's taxonomy places the organism in Eukaryota, Fungi, Ascomycota, Sordariomycetes, Glomerellales, Glomerellaceae. The transcript is spliced from 2 exons.
ACGGGUCGCUGCUUGGCUUUAGUCUUCAGAUCGCUAGCAUCCUCCCGCCCCGCCGAGCCCGCUUCCCUUCCAAGUUCCCCGACGCACCAAGACAGCCCGGCCCAUGCCGUUUCGGGACUGGCCCCCCUUGUCAUUCUCGUUUACCAUUGCUGUUUUCGUCGCAAGCGUACCCACCAUCGAUUCAGUAAGGCAGAGCCCUGCAGUGUGAGAUCUGCGGAAUCCAGAGAAAUGGGUCCUGGACGGCUCGAUUUUCUGCCCAAAGCCCUGCUGUCCGUCUUCCCCUUCUGCGUGGGCAGGCAACUGGCCCCCUGGCUAGUGUCUUUUCCCGUACACAGUACAAAACCUGUAUCCAUAUCUCGUCUAUUCGAUACAGAAAAGCAAGCACGGUCGAAAUGCUGCUGCCUUGAGAGACAUCGGGGCCGGCUCUGUGCCCUGGCGGCUCGUGACCCCGCUCGCGUUUAUGACAUCCGCAUGACCCGUGUGGAUCAUGACGGUGACGAGAGUCUCGAGACUCCGAGAGUCGAGACAUGCCUGCAAUCAUCUUUAGUCGCGAGGUGCGGCGACGGCAGUUGCCAGUUCGUAUACGGUUAA